Helobdella robusta is the source of this 600-nucleotide messenger RNA. RefSeq lists its product as hypothetical. The transcript has 2 exons. Lineage: Eukaryota; Metazoa; Annelida; Clitellata; Rhynchobdellida; Glossiphoniidae. The record is from RefSeq and is a predicted model, not a curated record. Bases 1 to 600 code for a protein of 199 amino acids.
AUGGCUGCCCUGCUGAAUGAAAUACUGGAUAGAAAUAAAACUUGUACAAAUCUUAUUUCAAGUAUCGCGCAUGAAACAAACUCUCGCACAAAUCUUGCUACGUGUAAUGUCUACGAUACAAAUGUUAACCGCAUUAAAAAUGAAACAAUCGAUACUUCAUGGUCAAAUAUUUUAGUGUCAAAAACAAAUAAAACUGAUUGUGAAUUACAAUCUGACGAUAACGUUUCUGACGAUCGUAUGACACUCGUUCAGCGCAUUUUCUACAUUGGAAAUGUCAAACUACCUGACAGUUCCAAAAUCGAAAAACACUGUGGGAAUAGAGGAAACAAUUUGAUUUCCUGUUAUCCGGCCUCUAAACGUGUAGAAAAUGAUGAUGAAAUAAAAUACUCCUCAUUCAGAUUGUGUAUCCCGGCCGAGGAGUAUGGCAAGGUGAUGACUGCAUCAAACUGGCCUGCCUCAGUUGUCAUUCGUGAAUGGAUCUUCAAUAAAGAUAACACCAACUCCUCGAACACUCUGCCCAGUGCCAAGACAAAUGCAUCUGCAAUGAAAGAUGUUAACAACGCCGAAGAAAACAGCGGCGUCAGCAGAUCAGAUAUCUGA